AUGGCCGACUCUACAGACGAAGACACUGCGGCAGUCCGUCGACUCUCCUACUCAGACACAGCCGAUAAGGACCUCCCAGAGCUCUACUACUUCAUGGGCAUACGCGUCCUGGAACACACGACAUCAAAUGGUGAUAUACUAGCUCUCAAGGUCAAACCACACACAAACCUGGAGCGCUCAGAAGCGGACAUGAUGCAGUAUGCUGCCACCCACGGUAUUCUGGCGCCAAAAGUCCGUGGGUGCUACGACGUUGUGACCAUGAAGCCCAGAAAGCCGCUCGCGCGUGUCUUAGUGUCAGAAAAGGUGCCCGGAGAGCCAUUGGACACCCUAUGGGAUAAGCUCAACAAGACUGAGAGAGAAUCCAUCAAGAACCAACUACGAGAGCAGUUUGCACUUAUGAGAAAAUGCACACUACCAUAUAUUGGGCGAGUUGACAACCAGCCCACUUACAAUGUGUACGAUCGACUGGAACAAACUUACUGCGGCCCCUUUGAAGAUGAAGAAGCCUUCGACAGCUGGUGUUUGAGUCGCGUCAAGAGAUCAAGCUUCACGACAUGGAAAAUGCGGCCGUACCUCGAAAAGUCUCGUGAGAAGGCAAAGGCAAACGGGACGCUGAACAGAUUCGUUCUCACUCAUGGCGAUUUGACGCCCCGGAACAUCAUGGUUGAGGAUGGACGAGUGACUGGGAUAUUGGACUGGGAGAGGAGCGGGUUCUUUCCAGAGUAUGCGGAAUAUGCAUUUGCUCUUAAGCUGGGGCAUGAGAUUGAGAAGUGGUGGGUUCCGGUGUUGAAGGAGCUGCUGGUGCCUUGUGAGAAGACGAGGUUGGAGUUGACGGGGAUGGUUGAGUAUCGGGGAUGGUAG
Molecule: messenger RNA, 861 nt
Organism: Pochonia chlamydosporia 170
Lineage: Eukaryota; Fungi; Ascomycota; Sordariomycetes; Hypocreales; Clavicipitaceae
Product: phosphotransferase family protein
Exons: 1
Coding region: 1-861 (286 amino acids)
Biological process (GO): protein phosphorylation
Molecular function (GO): protein kinase activity
Source: RefSeq, a predicted model, not a curated record